Messenger RNA from Kuraishia capsulata CBS 1993, 897 nucleotides. RefSeq lists its product as uncharacterized. Lineage: Eukaryota; Fungi; Ascomycota; Pichiomycetes; Pichiales; Pichiaceae. Gene Ontology annotation, molecular function: structural constituent of ribosome. The record is from RefSeq and is a predicted model, not a curated record. Gene Ontology annotation, cellular component: mitochondrial large ribosomal subunit. The coding region runs from base 1 to 897 and encodes 298 amino acids. The transcript has a single exon.
AUGCUUGAGAUGGGUCAGAGUGAGAUCGAGCAUUCCAUUACUGGCUAUUCACCACCAUUUGUUGAAGUUUUCACCAUGUCUGUGAGAAAUUUUGCGUCGGUAGCUGCAGGCUCUGAGCUGGCCGGAAUCUCAUCUGCGCUGCUUUUGUCGAGGAUACCCCUGGUGACGCCAGACCUCCAUCCGUUCGAAGCCGCCUACUACAACUACCAGAAUGAGCUGAAACGCCGUUUGAUGUGGACGUUUCCUAAGUACUACUAUUUCAGAAAGGGAACAGUGGCCGAGAGGGAAUUUGUGCAGGCGCAGAAGUACCCUCUUUUCAAGAGACCUGGCGUGUGGUUUCCACGCGGUGUCCCCGAUCUGAAGCACGGAAGAGACCGCCGUUUUAAGGAGGAAGUCACCCUGCCCAAACAGCAGGAAAGAGCCGAUGAAGACGAUGAGCUGAGUAAGCCAGUGGUGUUCAAUUCGCGCGUCACCGCUGCUGAUGAAGCUGGUGAUCUGACCAGCCUCGAAAGGAGGCUUUCCAGGACUCUUUAUUUGCUGAUCAAGACCAAGGGGGCUUGGAAGUUCCCAAGUUUCCCGCUCGUAGAGCCAAAGCCACUUCAUGAGGCUGCUGAACAGGGUCUCAGGGAGAUUGGAAGUGUGAACAUGAACACAUGGACGGUGUCCAAUACACCCACCGCAGUGCUCAAGUACUCCAACGGCAAGCUGUUGGAUGCUGAGACGCAGGAGAAAGAGGUGGAGAGGGAAUACUUCAUAAAGUCGCACAUCAUUGGCGGCGACUUCCAGAUCUCGUCCAGCGACGUGGAGGAGUUCAGGUGGUUGACGAAGGAGGAGGUCGAACAGACAGUGGAACCACAGUACUACGGUCAGUUGGGUCAUCUGCUUUCAACUGUUUGA